Messenger RNA from Sorghum bicolor (sorghum), 1632 nucleotides. Its product is annotated as protein KOKOPELLI. The transcript has 8 exons. Lineage: Eukaryota; Viridiplantae; Streptophyta; Magnoliopsida; Poales; Poaceae. Bases 7 to 1410 code for a protein of 467 amino acids. The record is from RefSeq and is a predicted model, not a curated record.
ACAGGGAUGGAGAAAGUGUGGUCUGAUCUGCAUGCGCUCAAGAAGCUAUACGGGCUGCUUCAAAGGUUAGAUGAGACGUCCAGGGCCCUUCUGAAGAAGCUGCUUGAUGAUGCUACACGCCAAGCUCUCCUGAAGCAGGCAAAUCCUCUUACUGCUGCUUCUGAUUCGGUGAUUCCGUUUUCUCUUGGUUUGACGUCUCCAAAGAAAAUGGAUCAAACAGCAUCGCCGAGUUCAUCAUUUCUUAACAACAAAUUGCCAGAAAAAACAGAGAUGGAGCAAAUUUUGUCUGAUCUGGAGGCGCUCACAAAACUGUACAGCCUGCUUCACAAGGGUCCGGCAGAUGAAAAUUUAGACGUUGCAUCCAUGGCUGUUCUGAUGAAGAUACUAGAAGAUGCUACCCAGGAGGCUGUCCGGAGGCAGGCAAAGAUUCUAUCAGGUUCUCUAGUGUCCCCUGCGCUAGAGAGAAAGCUCUCCAUGCGAUCAGACUGCCAGACACAGCAUGCCGAUCCGCGCCUGAGGCCAGUGGCCUCACCCAGACCUAGCCUCCUGGCCAGUGAGCAAUCGCGCCGGCUAAACCUGCAACAUUCUACAGUGUCACGCCGAUCCGGCCUCCACGGCGACGGCCAUCGCCAUGCAGCGGAAGAGCCUCUGUCCCUUGCUCGCCUCGCCUCCAAGUGCUCGUCGAGAACCGCAUUGCCGGCACGGCACCGUCCAAGCCAAGAGCAGCGGCACUCCAGCCUCAGCCUCCCCCGUUUCCCCGCAGAUGGAACGUCGAGACAUGGCACGGUGACCGGAGGUACUCGGCUUGCCGAUCGCCGGGACAGCAUCUGUCGCAGCUCCUGCCGUGGUGACCAGUGGUCGCUGGAACGCAGCAGCAUCAGCAGCAGGAGCAGCAGCCGGCGUUCCGUGCGACGUCGGCAGGAAAUCCUGGAGAAGCGGGUGGCGCGGCUGCGGAUGCUCAAGGACAAAAUCGCCACGGUGUUCCAUCACCGCCACGACCAGCACCAGCACCAGCACCACCACCUCGGGGGCGGCCAGGAGGCUGGCCCCUCGUCCAGGAGCGUCGUCCGCGGCGCAGGCCACCUCAACUCGCCGUGGCAGUACCUUACGAGCAUGUUCCACCGCGCUAAAGGCAAAUACAAGAAUACUAGGAGCCGGACGGUGGUAGGCGUGCCGGAGAAGAAGAGGCGCGGUGGUGGCGGCGGCGGGAACAUGCACGCGCUAUUCGAUGCGGUGCAGCGGCAUUUGAAGGGCAAGCGGAGGGCACCGGCGGGCUUAAAACUGAGGAGGAAGGCCAGCCGGGUGCGGGCCAAGAAGAUACAACAUUGGUGGCAGCGGGGCAUGGCAAGGGUGACGGCGGGCAGUAGACCACGGCACCGUUUAGGGCAUGGAAAGGCAGGGUGGCUGUAGGUCCUUUUACUUGGUCAUUGCCACUCCAUAUUCACUUCCGGUUGUUUCAUGAACUUACAACAUGUUUCAGUGUUAAUGUUAAUAGAACACCGACACCUAAAGUUGACAAGUAGGGUGUGGGUGUUUCACUGUUAUGUAAAUGUAGCUGAGUAGCUCUGAUAUGAUAAAGGUCACCCCGUUUCUCGGCUAACUGUUUAUAUUGGGUUCUGAUUUCGGUCCGUU